Molecule: messenger RNA, 1692 nt
Organism: Zootoca vivipara (common lizard)
Lineage: Eukaryota; Metazoa; Chordata; Lepidosauria; Squamata; Lacertidae
Source: RefSeq, a predicted model, not a curated record
UUCAUUCAGCAACAUUCGAUGAGCCACGCCCACCUCCCUCCAGACCCACGCCCUCGUCCUUGGUCCUCGCGCGGCGAUUGGAUAGCAGACCUCAGCUCCGCCUACGCGUCUUAGUCCUUAAGCAGCCAUGGAGCGGGCCUCGCGGGAGCUUCCCUCUUCCUGGGCACCAGAGCGCACAGUAUGGCUGAACAGUGGAGCCCCUAUGCCUCUUCUGGGGCUGGGCACCUUCCGCUUGCGGGGUGAGGAGGCCGUGCGCCUCAGCCUGGACACUGCUCUCGGGAACGGCUACCGCUUGGUGGACACGGCCGCCGUCUACGGCAAUGAGUCUGCCAUCAGGCACGCUCUGAGCGAGCUGCUGCCGCGCCACAACCUGGCUCGGAGAGACAUCUUCCUAACCAGCAAGCUGAGCCCAAGGGACCAGGGGGAGGAGGCAGCCAAAGGAGCCUGCCUGCGUAGCCUGGAGGAGCUGGGCUGUGAUUACUUAGACCUCUACCUCAUCCACUGGCCCGGGACCCAAGGCAGGCCGCAGGAGGACAAGGGCAACCGGGAACGGCGGUGGCAGAGCUGGCGGGCUCUGGAGAGGCUGUACGAGGCUGGGAAGCUCCGGGCCAUCGGGGUCUCAAAUUACAGCAUCCAGCACUUAGAGGAGCUGCUGGCAGUGUGCCGGGUGCCCCCCUCCGUCCUCCAGGUGGAGUUCCACCCAGAACUGGCGCAGGUGGAAUUGCUGGGCUUCUGCCGGAGCAAGGGAAUCCACCUGCAGGCUUACUCCUCGCUGGGGACCGGCCAGCUGGUGGGGCGGCCAGAGGUGGUGAAGGUCGCCGCGCGACACGGGCGCCCGCCUGCCCAGGUCUUACUGCGCUGGGCUCUGCAGCAAGGGGUGAGCGUCAUCCCCAAGUCUGCCACCCCGAGCCGUGUGGUGGAAAACAGCCAGCUCUGGGGUUGGGAGUUGAGCCCAGCGGAUAUGGAGGAGCUGGGUGCUUUGGAUUGUGGGAAGCGCUAUUGCUGGGAUCCCACCAAUGUGGCGUAGAGCGGGGGGGGGGGGGAAGAUGGGCAUUCCGGAUGUUGCUGGACUCCAGUUCCCACCAGGCCCCAGCCAGCAUAAUCAGCGCUCAGGGAUGGUGGGAGUUGGAGUCCGGCAACAUCUGGCAGACCAGGCGUUCGCCAGAGACAUGAGGGAAUGUGAGAAUAUAAUAAUUUCAGGACUGAAUAUAAUAAUUUCAGGGCUGAUCUCCACCCAGUUGGAGAAUCCCAUUUGAAAAGCAGUGCCUUUAUCACAUUGCAGUUCCAUCAGCCAGCUUUUAAAUUAAGAAGAGAAAAUACCAGUGGAUGGAGAAACUCGGGCUUCGCUCCUCUCUGCAUUUUCCACCUCCCCCUGGAAACAGAACUCUAGGGCAGGGCUAUAAAUCUGUGGCUCUCCAGAUGUGGUUGAACUCCCAGCGGUCAGGGAGGAUGGGAACUGGGAGUCUUAAAAAAGCAUCUGGAGGCCCACAGGCUCCCUAUUGCAGUUGUAAGACGAAAAGAGUGAUAUUAAACAGGAAUUCAAUUUCUCUGCGUCCCUUUGAGUUUAAUUUUCUUCCGACACAUUCAUUCCCGAGGCAGCUAAAGCAAUCCUGCCCCCACUGCAGUCAGACUGGCAGUCUGGGGGGUUGUUGAAUUGAAGGAAUAGGCAGUGACGUGCUAUAAGCCAGAAAA